Messenger RNA from Candidula unifasciata, 3340 nucleotides. The record is from the annotation of a GenBank genome assembly. Lineage: Eukaryota; Metazoa; Mollusca; Gastropoda; Stylommatophora; Geomitridae.
AUGCAGAACUUGUUUAUGGCCAUUGUGGCUUUGUGCCUGCUGUUGUCCUUAGGUCAUGCAGCAUCAUUGGUCAAGUCAGAUCUGCAGCAGGGGCACUGCUCCUGGGGAGCACAGUACUGGUGCAGCUCACCAGAGACAGCAAGCCUGUGUGGUAAAACAGAGUGGUGUGCCUUGAAUGACUGGCCAUAUGAUUUAGUCCAGGACUCUUCCUGUACAGCAGUACAAGCAGUCAUUAAAAAUACCAGGAGUCUGAUACAGAAGUCGGCCCAGAAACCUGUGUCUGAAUAUGAUUUUGCAAUGUUCUUGGCUAGAAGCUGCACUUUCUUCAUGGAUGACAAGGAGAGACACCAGUGUAAAGAACUUGUCACCAGCAAAGAUGUUCUUCCCAAGCUAGUACAGCUAGUGGACUCAAAACUGUCAGUAAAGUCGGUUGCCGCAGCUGUUGGAGUGUGCCAGAAGAAGAAAAACAUACCCUCAGAUAAGCCUUGCCGCUCGUGCCCUGAGACGGUUUCAAGUGUUCAGAAGUUACUCAGCAAGUUCCUGACACAAGAUGCUUUCAUGAAAUUGAUUGAACCUCAGUGUGUUAAACUGGGACAGGGACGUCAUUUGUGUCGGACUAUUGGACAAGCAAAAUUUGCAGAUUUCUACAACGCCCUUAUAAAUGCUCCAGCAGCGUCAGUUUGUGAAGGUGUUACCCAGUGUCUUGGUGUAUCUUCAGGCCUUCUGUCAGAACAGGCAUCAACUGAGUGUGAUAUUUGCAAGGCUGUGGUCAAGGAAAUUAGAGAGCUGGAUCGGAGUCCAGUUGUUCAGAGUGUCCUUCAAAACCUAAUCAAGUCUGUAUGUGCGAAACUUGGAGCUUUUGCCCAAAUGUGUGACAUCCUGGCUGAUGAGGAGUUGGAGCAUCUGUCUGAAUUAAUAGCUACGGAAAUGGAACCUGAUGUCAUCUGUGAAGAGUUAAAGUUAUGUGGCCAGCCUGAACAAAAAGCAGUGCAGAGCUCAUUCCCUAUUGGUGCUGAUGCUGCAUGUUCAGUUUGUGAAAUGAUUUUUCUGGCGAUGGACCAUGCCAUUGGAUCAAACACUACACAGGAGAAGCUGGAGAAACUUCUGAUCGACGAUUUCUGCAAUCGCCUCCCAGCACCCAUCAACGGCCAAUGUAGAGAUUUUGUUACAAAGUAUUCGUCUCAGUUAAUCCACGUUUUUGUGAAUGACAUGGAUCCUAAGUCCAUCUGCAGCAUGCUGGGUCUUUGCAAGAAUGCAACAAGUGUUUUGCAGUUUAAAUCAAGAUCAGAAACACCUAAGCUGACAAGUAACAUAACUUGUUCUCUGUGCAAAUAUGUGGUCUCAUAUGUGGAGGAUGCCCUUAAGAAGAAUGCAACAGAGGCUGAAAUUGUUGCUAUCCUGCAAGGCAUAUGUAACGAGUUGCCACAGAAUUAUAGCCAGGAAUGUAAGACCUUGGUCAGUCAGUAUGUUCCUCUGAUUGUCCAGCUGUUACUAGCAGAAUUAAAGCCUGAGCAAAUUUGUGAAGCUCUUUCCUUUUGUCAGUCACAGAAACUGGCUGUCUCACAAGCAAAGACCCAGCCCCAACAGCCAAAUGAUGAAGUGUGUGAUAUAUGCAAAGAUUUGGUCACAUCUCUGGAAAGUUUAUUGAAUGAAAACUCUACACAGACUGAAAUCGAGGCUGUUCUAGAUAAGGUGUGUAAGAUACUGCCGACAAACUGGAGCCAGCAGUGUGUAAUUAUGGUUGAGACAUAUGAACCUCUGGUUGUUCAGUUGUUGAUAGGAGAACUGCAGCCUGAAAAACUAUGUAAGGUGCUCAGUUUUUGCCCACCCAGCAAGCAUGAAGCCCUGCCACAUGUGGCAGCACCAGUGCUGAAGAUGGCAGCACCUGAGGUGGGCAAGCAGAAGACAGAACUGUGUGCUCUGUGUGAGUCAGUGACGCUUCUUCUGGAGAAUAUUUUAAAGGAGAACGCCACACAGGCUGAAAUAGUCUCAGCUCUCGACAAGGUUUGUGAUCUUCUGCCAGAGACGGACAAAGGGCCCUGUGUUGAGCUACUGCCACUUUAUACUGGUUAUGUUAUUGACCUUAUAAAUCAGGAGCUGCCUGCAAAACUUGUGUGUAAACUCAUCAAGGUCUGUGUGGAUGAUCAGAUGAAAGGAGCCCUUCCACAUGUGGCAGCACCAGUGCUCAGGGUGGCAUCACCUGGGCUGACAAAGCAGCAGGAGACAGAACUGUGUCUUCUGUGUGAGUUAUUGACGAGUGUUGUGGAGAAAUUGUUAAAGGAGAACACCACAGAGACAGAUAUAGAAGCAGCUUUGGACAAAGUGUGUGAUGUCCUGUCAGCAACCAUUAAGACUGAAUGUGAAAGCUUUGUCGCCCUCUACCUGCCCUAUGUUGUGGACCUGAUUGUUCAAGAGUUGCCACCAAAUCAGAUUUGCCAGAAAAUUCGAUUUUGCAAUGCCUCAAUGGGCCAGGCAUUGACGCUCAAACUGAAUCUCCAUGUGAACAAAGUAUCUUCUGCAAAAGAUGGAGAGAAGUGUACCAUGUGCAUCUAUGUUUUUGAAGAACUUGAUAAACUUUUAGUUGAAAAGUCAUCAGAAGUUGAAAUUGAAGCUGCUCUUAAUCACAUUUGUAACUAUACGUCAACAUACAAAGACCAGUGUAAGGUUUUUGUUGCAUUGUAUACACCUUUUGCCAUUGACUUCAUUGCUAAGAAGCUCACACCAGCACAGAUUUGCAGUGAGGUUAGGCUCUGCAUCAAUGCUACUGGUGUGAGGCUGCAUGCUCCAGUAAACAUCAAGAAACUUCCCACUGGACCACAGUGUGCUCUGUGUGAAUAUAUUGUCGAGUAUUUGGACAAACUUCUUGCUCAGAAUUCAACACAGCAAGAAAUUGAGACAGCCUUGGAUCGAGUUUGCAGUUUGUUGCCAUCAACUCUGACAUCUGAGUGUGACUAUUUUGUUCAACAGUACACCCCACAACUUCUGUUGUUUUGGCAAAAUAUCUCACCGGAUCAGAUCUGUAGUUAUUUAAAGCUGUGUUCCAGCCAAGUGAAAGUGAAGCCUCGUGCUCCAGUAAAUAUCAAGAAACUUACCGCUGGACCACAGUGUGCUCUGUGUGAAUAUAUUGUCCAGUAUUUGGACAAACUUCUUGCUCAGAAUGCAACAAAGCAAGAAAUUGAGGCAGCCUUGGAUCGCAUGUGCAACUUGAUGCCAACAACUUUGAAAUCUGAAUGUGUCAGUUUUGUUGACAACUACACCAGUAUAAUCCUGAAGCUUUUGGAGACUUUCCCACCGGAUCAGAUCUGUAGUUAUUUAAAGCUGUGUUCCAGCCAAGUGAAAG